AUGGCCACCGUGCUGCCUCACACUCCUGUGGAUGUGAACGGCUUUCCCAGCGUCAUCUUCAUUGGUCCACAGAAAUUCGAUGCAAAGCACCUAGGUACUCUUUUUCAGGUCUGCAGGCAUAAGAUAUGGAGCUUUUUAGUGUGGUUGCACCAUCACAACACCCUGUAUGCUAAUAUCCCCCUAGACUCCUCCCUGAUGGAUUUGUACCCAGUCGAUGGCCCUAUGCCUGGUUUGUCAGAGUGCGUUGUUGAAGAUAGCGAGCUUAACGCGGACACUGUGUUUGAAGACGAGAGUGCUAGAUUCAGUGAACACCCUGCUGCUAUGUUUACAGACCCUAGUGAUCAGGGGCAUGAAGACAGCUCAAUAAUGGUGGAGAAAAUGGGUGUGGCCGAUCCUGAAAGCGACAAAGUCAGUGGGCAUCAUUUUGUAGCCUCUGCGAUCCGCAAUCUCCUCCCGAAGAAUGUGAAAACUGGAGAACCUGACCUGAUCCUUCAUCACUCGGUGCAUGCUGUUCCCAAGUAUGACAACCCUUCGUUUUUCCCAGGCCUUUACCCAACUCUCUUCCCAUACGGAAUUGGUGGAUUUAAGAUCAAGGCUUGCCCAAGUCCACUUUCCCUCAAAAGGCAAGCAAAGUACUUCUUGUCAAUAUCUGAUCGUGCCUUUCAGUACAAUAAUAGUUUCAUCUUUGUGGUGUUAAAUAUCUUACAGUGGCGGCAAGCUCAUCUUCAAACGUCUUUCACAGUCGGAAAGGCACAUUUUGACACCAUGGCUUGCAAACUUACUAGUGUGACCCCCACUCUGCUGGAGCGACUAGCACACAAAAUUGAGCACAAACAUAAGAUUGUGAAUCCGACCUCUGAGGAGUGUGAUGCCCUUCAACUUUUGGAUCAGGUCAACACCAUGUCUGCCCAAAUUCCAGGGUCACAAGCUUCCAAGACCUUUGUGCACAAUGAGAUAUGUAAUUACUAUGGAUAUUUUGGCUUGCCACAAUUGUUCUUCACAUUCAAUCCUAGCCCUGCACACAGUCUGAUCUUUCAAGUCAUGUGUGGGGACAAGACUGUUGAUCUCAGCGCACACUUUCCUAUUAUGCCUGGCGGCUGA
This is a messenger RNA of Suillus fuscotomentosus, 1101 nucleotides long. RefSeq lists its product as uncharacterized. The transcript has a single exon. The coding region runs from base 1 to 1101 and encodes 366 amino acids. NCBI's taxonomy places the organism in Eukaryota, Fungi, Basidiomycota, Agaricomycetes, Boletales, Suillaceae. The record is from RefSeq and is a predicted model, not a curated record.